Hippopotamus amphibius kiboko is the source of this 1490-nucleotide messenger RNA. RefSeq names its product mitochondrial translation release factor 1 (gene MTRF1). The transcript is spliced from 10 exons. NCBI's taxonomy places the organism in Eukaryota, Metazoa, Chordata, Mammalia, Artiodactyla, Hippopotamidae. Gene Ontology annotation, biological process: translational termination. The coding region runs from base 133 to 1473 and encodes 446 amino acids. The record is from RefSeq and is a predicted model, not a curated record. Gene Ontology annotation, molecular function: translation release factor activity.
GACACGUGAUGCUCUCGUUCGGGCUUAGUGUCACUUCUGACUUGCCAAGGCUGAGAGUCGUUCCUAUAGUAUCAGAUUAAUCCUGUUUCUGUGGGGGGUGAUGGAGAAGACGUGCUAUUCUCAGAUGCUGAGAUGAAUCGUCACCUGUAUGUUUGGCUUUUUAGACAGCCAUCUUUUAAUGGUCACCGCCAGUGCCAUGUCCAUCUCCAUUCUCAUCAAAUUAUGCAGAUACAUCUUGAUACAAGGCUGUGGGUUUUUAGACAAAACAGGAAUCACAUUCUCCAUCGUCUGCCAAAUAAGAAUUGGCCCAGGAGAUAUUGUCAUCAAGAUACCAUGAUGCUCUGGAAGCAUAAAGCACUACAGAAAUAUAUGGAGGACGUGAGUAAGGAGUACCAAACACUUGAUCAUUGUUUGCAGCGUGUCUCUGUGAGUGAAGGGGACUGGAGGUCCUUGAAUCGACGGCAUGCUGAGCUGGAACCACUCGCAGUCAUUUACAAAGAAAUCCAGGAGGCUGAACAAGCCAUUGAAGAAUUAGAAUCAAUGUGUAAAGGUCUAAAUAAACAAGAUGAAAAGCAGUUACAAGAACUUGCAUUGGAAGAGAGGCAAACCAUUGCCCAGAAAAUCAACAAGUUAUACAAUGAGCUUCUCCAGAGUCUAGUGCCAAAGGAGAAAUAUGACAAAAAUGAUGUUAUUUUAGAAGUGACAUCUGGAAGAACUACUGGAGGUGAUAUCUGCCAACAAUUUACCCGGGAAAUAUUUGAUAUGUACCAGAAUUAUUCAAGCUACAAACACUGGAAAUUUGAACUUCUGAAUUAUACACCAGCUGAUUAUGGUGGUCUACAUCAUGCAGCCGCCCGAAUUUCCGGUGACAAUGUCUAUAAGCAUCUGAAGUAUGAAGGUGGGAUUCACCGAGUUCAGCGAAUCCCCGAGGUGGGCCUGUCGUCAAGGAUGCAGCGUAUUCACACGGGCACGAUGUCGGUUAUUGUCCUCCCUCAACCAGAUGAGAUAGAUGUGAAAGUGGACCCCAAGGAUUUGCGAAUAGAUACAUUUCGAGCCAAAGGAGCCGGAGGGCAGCAUGUUAAUACAACUGACAGCGCUGUCAGACUUGUUCAUGUCCCCACAGGACUUGUAGUGGAAUGCCAACAAGAACGAUCACAGAUUAAAAAUAAAGAAAUAGCUCUGCGUGUGUUGAGAGCUAGACUCUACCAGCAGAUUAUUGAGAAAGACAAGUGUCGACAACAAAGUGCGAGAAAACUGCAGGUGGGAACAAGAGCCCAGUCAGAGAGAAUUCGGACAUACAAUUUCACCCAGGAUAGAGUCACUGACCACAGGAUAACAUAUGAAGUUCGUAAUAUUAAGGAAUUUUUAUGUGGGGAGAAGUGCCUGGAUCAGCUAAUUCAGAGACUCCUUCGAUCAGCGGAUGAAGAAGCCAUUACUGAAUUUUUGGAUGAAAACCUUAAAUCAGCAAAAUAAAUAAGGAUUUAUCAUUU